Molecule: messenger RNA, 2750 nt
Organism: Xenopus tropicalis (tropical clawed frog)
Lineage: Eukaryota; Metazoa; Chordata; Amphibia; Anura; Pipidae
Gene: mat2b
Product: methionine adenosyltransferase 2 non-catalytic beta subunit
Biological process (GO): S-adenosylmethionine biosynthetic process
Source: RefSeq, marked provisional
CUUGCAGACGCCAAUUGCUGCUGAGUUUGGAAAGAAACGCUGGGCGAGGAGCGAUGGAAGGAAGGCACAAGGAGUACAGGAUCCGUUUCUCCCCCGGCUGGGUUGAGGUUGUGCAGGAUGAUGUUACUAUUCCUGGUAGAAGGGCUCUGAUAACCGGUGCAACUGGACUUCUUGGUCGAGCUGUAUAUAAAGAGUUUAAGGAGAACAGUUGGCAUGUGCUGGGCUGUGGGUACAGUCGUGCUCGGCCCAGAUUUGAAUACCUCAACCUAUUAGAUGCAGCAGCAGUGAAAGCACUCAUCCAAGACUUUAAGCCUCAUGUGAUCAUUCAUUGUGCAGCAGAAAGGAGACCUGAUAUUGUGGAAAGUCAACCAGAGUUUGCCUCACUGCUAAACGUAGUGGCAUCUGAGAAUUUAGCAAAAGAAGCUGCUGGAGUCGGAGCAUUUCUUAUUUAUGUUAGCUCAGAUUAUGUUUUUGAUGGAACAAGCCCACCUUACAGGGAAGAUUCCGUACCAAAUCCCUUGAACCUUUAUGGCAAAACAAAACUUGAAGGAGAGAGAGCAGUAUUGCACAAUAAUGAAGGUGCUGCAGUUCUUCGAGUGCCAGUGCUAUAUGGAGACGUGGAAAAACUUAGUGAAAGCGCAGUCACAAUUCUGUUCGAUAAGGUGCAGUUUAGCAACAAGUCAGCAAAUAUGGACCAUUGGCAGCAAAGGUUUCCAACAUAUGUCAAAGAUGUUGCUAGUGUUUGCCUUCAAUUAACAGAGCGUAGACUUCAGGAUCCAUCUAUUAAGGGUAUAUACCACUGGUCUGGAAAUGAACAGAUGACCAAAUAUGAAAUGACUUGUGCCAUGGCAGAUGCCUUCAACCUUCCCAGCAGCCAUCUGCGUCCAAUCACAGAUGAGCCUGUUGGGGCAACUCCUCGGCCAUGGAAUCCCCAGCUUGACUGUUCCAAAUUGGAGAAAAUAGGCAUUGGUCAGAGAACACCAUUCAGAGUGGGCAUUAGGGAAAGCCUUUGGCCAUUCUUAGUGGACAAGAGAUGGAGACAAACAGUCUUCCAUUAGAUGCUAGAUAUUUCCCUGAAGAAAUAAAAAUAGAUAUUUCUACAUUUUUCUUAAAGAAAAUUAGUUUUAUAUGUUAGUGGUUAAAAAAAAAAGUAAUAUUAAUAACUGUGUUGGCAGUUGAUGAUCUUUUUUUUUUCUCUCAAAUUGUAAGUUUAUCAGAUCAAGUUCUGCUUAAAAGGGUGCCUAAAGAUGCUUAGGUAUGAUAGUGGAGAUAUUUGCCUUUAAUUCUGUCCCAAGCGUUUUUUUUUUUUUUUUUUUUUUUUUACUUUCGUUGCUCUUUAACUGCUAAUGCAAGUUAACAGGUACCCUUAACAUUUUGAAGCACUUAGAAACUUCAUAUGACUCAUUCUUGUUAGUGUCUUGAAUCUCCAUUACAUUAAAAAAAAAAACUAUAGGUAAAUGAUGGCCCUGCUAAAACAAAUUCCUAUCAAGAUGACCCAGUGAUUCUUUAGGGUUAAGAAAAAUGCUGUCCACCAAGCAGUGAUGCCUUUUUUCACACUGAUGCCCUCGGGUGUGUACACAUUUGUAGUUCUGCAAUAAAUGUUUGGCACAUAUGCUUGACCCAGUUAUUGGGGAUCUUGGUUAACAAUGUGCGUGCUCUCUCAGAGGGUAUUGUAAACCGCUCCAGGUAUUGAUCAUGAAAAAGGUAUCUGUUCUGCUUUUCCAGCCAUUGGUAAAUACAUUGAGCAGGGGUACCCAUAGUUACCAAAUACCACUAGCGCGCCAUAAGUAUACAUUAUAUGUUAGGAUAUUCUUGGGCUGUUCCACCAGUGAGACAGUGCAAAUGCAAAAUAAUACUCAAACUGCUUGUUUGACAGCUUCCAUUACAGCACUGUCGAAACAUUAAUGAAUAAUGUUUAUUUUGGGUUGUGCUGUAUGCCAUAUUUGCUUUGGAAUGAUUCCUAUGUCAGAAAUAGCAAAUGUAGCUGCUGUUACUCCCUGUCCUUCAUAUAUUUCUAUAGUGACCAUACACUGGCUGACUGUCCCAUGGGCCUAAAGGGUGGAUAUUGCACCUUUCUAUUAUCCAUUUGUUUGGGUCAGCAGUUUAAAGAAUUGGUACUAGUGAGAAGGAGCUGCCAGUGCAGCAUGCAUUGGCUGACAUGGAUGAAAUUUUCAAACCGUCUUGAUCGACAAACUGACCAAUAUCCACUGUACAAAAAUAUCUGUUGAGAUUGUCUGCCCAACACCUAAAUCAGUGUUAUCAGUCGUUUAUGGCUAGCUUCCUGUCUAUAAUGAAACUAUUGUCUGUACCAGUUGAAGAACCUCUCAAUUCCUUCCUCAGCUAUGUGUUUAUGUAACUAUGUUUCUGCUCUGCAUGGCUUUAGCCCCUUUGACAAUACAAGGAAAGUAUAUGAAACUGUACUUUUGGAGUAAUAGAGAGGCAUAAAGCUGAAUGUCCUGUACUGUGCCAGGUCAGGGAUUGCAGUGGUGGGUGAUUAAAGUAAAGGCUCAAGGAUAAAUUCCAUGCACACAGAAAUAGCUGUGAGAGGUUAUCUGAGUUGUGCCAUUUGCUCUGCAUUACAGUACUGUUUGUAUUUGUCUCCAUCAGUUUAUUGGUUGUGUAACGGCAGAUGUGAACAAAUGUUUCUGUCUGCAGAAGAACCCUCUUUUACCUUCUCUGGCUGUGAAACUCUUAUGUAUUUUUGAACUGUUUUUGUUAAGUACAGAAUAAAAUAUAUUUGUGAAAUUAAA